Messenger RNA from Pteropus alecto (black flying fox), 588 nucleotides. RefSeq names its product oncomodulin 2 (gene OCM). Lineage: Eukaryota; Metazoa; Chordata; Mammalia; Chiroptera; Pteropodidae. Gene Ontology annotation, molecular function: calcium ion binding. The transcript has 4 exons. The record is from RefSeq and is a predicted model, not a curated record. Bases 1 to 330 code for a protein of 109 amino acids. Gene Ontology annotation, cellular component: nucleus; cytoplasm.
AUGAGCAUCACAGACGUCCUUAGUGCUGAUGACAUUGCAGCAGCCCUGCAGGAGUGCCAAGACCCAGAUACUUUUGAACCCCAAAAAUUCUUCCAGACAUCCGGCCUCUCCAAGAUGUCGGCCAGUCAGGUGAAGGAUGUUUUUCGGUUCAUAGACAACGACCAGAGUGGAUAUCUGGAUGAAGAAGAGCUUAAGUUUUUCCUCCAGAAGUUUGAGAGUGGUGCUAGAGAACUCACCGAGUCAGAAACCAAGUCUCUGAUGGCGGCUGCGGAUAAUGAUGGAGACGGAAAAAUUGGGGCUGAUGAAUUCCAGGAAAUGGUACAUUCUUAAAGACCAUGGGCUAUGACAUAGACACGAUCAGCUGGAAGGCCUCCAGAGCCCCAGGAACGGGAAACCCCACUUCCUCCUCCCCCUAAUUUAUUUAUUAAUUUCCCCCUGAAACGUUUCUGUGACUUGCUCAUUGUUUUAGUGAGGUAAUAAGACAGUCAUUCAAUACUUUCUGGUGGUGGGUAUGCCCCAGUGACUCUCAUUAGGCCCUCAGCAGACAAUGCCUUUAAAAAUUAUCCAAUAAAGACACAUUUCUCAUCA